AUGCAGCCUGCGGAACUGCUCCCUGUCGAGCCACAUCUCUGCUGUGUUCCCUCUGCGCUCCGUCCGACUGCUCCCUCCACACUGCAAGUGCUGCUGCUCGACUCCAACCGCCUGCAACGCCCUUUCCUCACUGCCCCGACUCUCCCUCCCCUCUCUUCCCCACUCUCUUCCCCGUGCUCUCCCCCUCUCUUCCCCCAAAGCAGCAGCCUGCGCAACUGCUCCCUAACGGGUCGCAUCCCAGCUGUGUAUGGUGCUCUCACCGCGCUGCAAGUGCUGCUGCUCGACUCCAACCGCCUGCAAGGGCCGCUGCUGGGGGAGGAGUCCAGGGGAAUGCAGAACCUGCAGCACGUUGAUCUGUCGGAUAACGAGUUGGAGGGAGGUGUCUCCUUCUUCCCUAGACUUGCGUCGCUCAAGCACCUGCUGCUUGGCUGGAACCGCUUUUCAAUUCUGCCAGGAAAUCUAGGCUUUCUUCCCAACCUCCGCACACUGGUGCUGGAUCACAACCGAAUCGGCAACACACUCCCUGAGCGCCUCUCCUCCCUCUCCAACCUGCAAACACUGGUGUUGGACAACAAUCCCAUUGGAGGGUCCCUCCCUGCUGGAUUCUCGGUUCUCACCAACCUUGUCACCAUCUCUAUGUCGCGCUGCCAGCUGGAGAACGCCCUCUUCAACACAUCGCUCCUCAUCAACCUGCAAAAGAUUGACGUGAGCGACAACGACAUCCUCGGCAACGUGCAAGACGCCUUGGAAGCUUCACUCAGAAAUCUGCGCCAUGUUGACUUCUCCAACAACCUGUUUAUUGGCUUCUUCCCAGAAUCCAUGUCCAAUCUUCAAGCAUUGGCUGUCCUAAACGCGGACAACAACAAGAUAAACCUACAACUCCCGGACCUCUCAGCUGCAGCGGCCUCGGGCGCGCUACACUACGUCUCCCUUAUAAACAACCAGCUUGACGACACAGGCGGCAAGGUCCGCCGGAAAACGCCCCAGUAUCUCAUAGACGUCAUUUCCAACAACUCCCUCCGCCUUUGGGGAAACCCUUUCUGCAAUUUCACCCCCGUAAUCCCAGCGCUCGCUCCCGCCUGCAACCGCUCUAACGAGAAAAUUCAGCCUCCGGUUUUCCUCCCGUCCCCCGGUUCCUCCCUUGAUGAUAUUGUCUUUACCUCAGACCCGUUCUGUCCCUCCCACACCUGCGAUCCUACCGCCGCUGCCGCUUACCCCAGCUUUUAUGCCUACCGGGUGGCAGCGGCGUGCGUCUGUGCCAAGGCGCUAAAAGUCUUUCUUAGGCUCGUGCACUCGCCGAAUCUGUUCUUCUCUAAGUCGCUAGCAACAGACCUGCAGAGGGGUUUGGAGGCGCAGUUUGGGUGGGAAACCGGGCAGGCGUGGAUUCGGCAGGUUCGGACGAAAAGGGACGGCUCUCAGCUGCUGGAGGUUUUGAUUUUUCUGCCCGGCGGGCAGAAAUGGACGGCUGCGAUUGUGAAUGCAGUGGUGAUGAGGUUCGUACGGCAUAAUGUCUCCAUGGGAGUCAGCUACGGGCCGUACCGCUUCGAAGGUUUCGUCUCGCCCAUUCCACCGCCACCACCCAACGUCCCUCCUCCACCUCCUCCCGCCCCCUCCAAAACCUCCUCCAUCCUCUUCCCCGUCCUCUUCACCUCACUCCUCCUCGUCAUCAUCCUCCUCCUCUUUCUCUGCUGGCGAUCCAACAUCUGGGGACGACCCAACAACACCCCCCCCUCUACAGUCACACUCACAACCCUCAAGAUCCCAGGGGUGAUGAAAGGAGACGAGUGGGAGAUAACGAUCAGUCCGUCGGAUUCGAAGAGAAUCAACGGCCGGCAGACGUUCCUGGUGCAUGGGGUUUGUUUCUUCAGAUACGACGAUUUGAUUGCGGCUACCGACCAUUUCUCGCACGUGAUUGGCCACGGAUCCUUUGCUGACGUGUACCUCGGGCACCUGGACGAAAGCCUGCUCCCGGAAUCAGCCGCUGCGGGGAAAGACAAAGGGCAGGCGAACGGGCAGAUUGAAAAGAAGCCGGAUGGCGCUCUAGGCAGUGGUGCUGCUGAGAUAGAUUCCUCUCCUGCUGCUGGUGCUGCUGCUGGUGGUACCGAUACUGAAGUUUCCUCCACCACCACUCCUUCGACUGUGAAAGAAGCACCGUUCGACUCGUCCCAAGGGACACCGGUGGCAGUGAAGCGCGUGCGCGAAGCAGCUCUCCGCUCUGACUUCUCCCUCUCCACCUUCAUCAACGAAAUCAAAGUCCUCUCCUCCAUAAGCCACCCCAACCUCGUACCCCUUAUAGGCUUCUGCAGGGAAGCGCAGGAGCUCAUGCUCGUCUACACCUACGCUCCAAACGGGUCCCUAUUCGACAAUCUCCACGGCGGGCUGAAAGAGCAAGGCGGGUUGAGGGACUGGGGGAGGAGGAUAGAUGUGCUGGUCGGGGCGGCGAGGGGGUUGGAGUAUCUGCACGGGGGGUUGGAGGUGCCGAUUGUUCAUUCCGAUGUGAAGCCGGAGAAUAUUCUCAUUGCUGCGUCGGGGGAGGGGUUGCUGUCGGAUUUUGGGCUGAGUGAGUUCGUGCGGGAGGCUUCGGUGCACACAUCUGCUUCGACAAUCGUCAGAGUGAAGGGAUCCGUGGGUUAUGUGUGUCCGGAGUACUCAUCAACAGGAGUGCUCAACUCCAAGUGCGACGUGUACAGCCUUGGGAUUGUCAUCUUGGAGACGCUCACGGGCCUGCCACCUCAGAUAGAGGACCAGCACCUUGGGACCUCCACGCACAUCCGCGACCUGGUCUCUGCAUUGCUGAGGAAGCACGACAGCGAUCCCUCAGCAGUGCUAGACCCUGCACUGCCCUCCAAUCUCCCCAAGGUGCCCGCCUGGCGCCUGCUGCAGCUCGCUCUGCGCUGCACUGCUCCCACCGGACGCGAUCGGCCGCACAUGGGGGAGGUGCUAUCUGAGCUGCUCUUUGUCCAGAACGCAGUGAGGAAAUCGUGA
Closterium sp. NIES-65 is the source of this 2985-nucleotide messenger RNA. Lineage: Eukaryota; Viridiplantae; Streptophyta; Zygnematophyceae; Desmidiales; Closteriaceae. The record is from the annotation of a GenBank genome assembly.